Molecule: messenger RNA, 1246 nt
Organism: Sesamum indicum (sesame)
Lineage: Eukaryota; Viridiplantae; Streptophyta; Magnoliopsida; Lamiales; Pedaliaceae
Product: bidirectional sugar transporter SWEET1
Biological process (GO): carbohydrate transport
Cellular component (GO): membrane
Molecular function (GO): sugar transmembrane transporter activity
Source: RefSeq, a predicted model, not a curated record
GCACAAAUGUCUCAGCAUGCACAGGCACACUCACUCACACAAUACACAGUAUAUGUUUAGAGAGAGAAAAGUUAGUGACAGAAGCAACUGCAUUUGGUGAGAAGAAGACAGAGUUUGCAUUACCCCAUAAUAUGCAGAUAAGGACGUAUCUGCUACAUUUACUGCAAAAGCAAACUUGGUUUCUUCUGUUUCCUUUUCCCUAUAUAAAUCACCCUCCACUCCACCCUUCCCUUGCUUCUUCUUCAUCAGAACAUUUCCAUUUUCUUGAAAAUAGUAUUAGUUCUACAUCCUUUCUUUCUGUCUGUCACUACUUGGAAAAUGGGUAACGGAGACGCCUUGCAUUUGACGUUUGGGAUUAUUGGAAAUGCUACUGGUUUGUUUCUGUUCCUAUCUCCAACCGUUACGUUUAAGAGGAUCAUUGCGAAGAGAUCUACUGAACAAUUCUCCGGCAUACCUUAUGUCAUGACAUUGCUCAAUUGCUUGCUCGCCGCCUGGUAUGGUCUGCCUUUUAUCACAACAAACAACUAUUUAGUGUCUGCUAUAAAUGGAGUUGGUGCAUUGAUUGAGUCAAUUUAUGUACUGAUUUUCCUCAUAUUUGCACCUAAGAAGGAGAAGGCCAAGAUUCUUGGUCUUCUUGUCUGCAUUCUUACACUAUUCUCAGCUGUUGUCUUAGUUUCUCUUUUUGCCUUACACAAAGAGAAGCAAAGAAAGUUGGUUUGUGGUUUUGCUUCCACAAUAUUCUCCAUCAUAAUGUAUGCUUCUCCUUUAUCAGUCAUGAGGGUGGUGAUCAAGACCAAGAGCGUUGAGUACAUGCCCUUCUUAUUAUCAUUGUUUGUGUUCCUCUGUGGUUGUUGUUGGUUGGUAUAUGGAUUAAUCGGGAAGGACAUUUUUCUAAUUGUGCCUAAUGGAUUUGGGACUGUACUAGGAACAAUGCAGCUAAUUUUAUACACCAUUUACUACAAAAAUGAAGGUGAAGCCAAGAAACCAACCAUGGAUGGAUCCCUGGAAAUGGGACUGAACAAUCCUUAUCAGCUUGAGAAGCAACCUAAUUGUUCAUAAUUGAAUUUCUGAAGUCUCGCCUCUUAUGCAAGAAAACCUACUUUUAUUUUAUUUAAUUUCUCUUCCCUUUUUUCUUUUUUUGGUGUAAAUUGUAACUGUAUCUGUUUCUAACUUACGUUUCCAGUUUUUAUUAGUAUGUAUUUUUCUAUAGAAGCAAAUGAAUAUGUCUAUUAAUAAUGUUCAAACA